Messenger RNA from Blepharisma stoltei, 1526 nucleotides. Lineage: Eukaryota; Ciliophora; Heterotrichea; Heterotrichida; Blepharismidae. The record is from the annotation of a GenBank genome assembly.
AUGAGCAUCGAUGUAAUCCCUUCUGUUAUUGAAAAGUUGAAAUAUUUUGCGGACACUGAUCAUAUCCUUAAAACAUUAAGCACCGAUUUAGAAGAAAAGGAAAAAUAUAUAUCAGCAGGGUGCAGGCUAAAUGAUAUUGCCUUUUUGAUAGUGUCCAUUUCACCGAAAGAUUUUUGGCCAAAAAUGAUCGAAAAUUUCUAAUUGUGAGGCAUUUGACCGAAAAAAAACGUUAAUUUUUAGUCAAAUGGAUUUCGAUGAAAUGUACACUGUUAAAAAUCCACGGUCAUUUGGCAUGGAGCCAUAUCAGCAAGCUUGAAGACGAACUCAAGCAAGAAAAAAUUCCGAAGAAAAUAUUGGAUUACAUUCAUAAAAUUAGGAAGAGGAACUCAGAAUUACAAGAAAGGACUGAAGAAUUGGAAUUAGUAAAAAAUAGCUAGAUUAAUGAUGAAAUGAGGUCAGAGUUAGAAGUUUUAAAGCAAAAACAAAAAGAAAUGCAAGAAAUUGAAAAAGUGAUGAUUGAUCAUAAUCAAUUUUUCGAAGUUGUGUCGAAAGAAAAGAUUUGGGAUAACUUGAAGCUGUAUUUUGGAGCGAGUGAGUUUUGUGCAUUAAUGCAAAUAAACAAGAGAUUUCACUCUGUGCUGUCUAAAGAUAGGUCAAUCUGGAAUCAAAUAUCAAAUGACAUUAUAAAGCAAACAUCUGUUAUUCCUAUCCCAAUUGAUCCUAUACAGAUUUAUUUUUCACCUGAAGACAAAGAAGAAAUAAAAUUGCUAAUUGGAAAGUAAUGUCCACGCAGAUUUGUGGCCCAAGAAUAUGUUAUUGGGAAGCCAUUUGAAGAAAAGCUCUUAAACGCAACUAAAACUUUGCUUACUUUAAAAAAGCAAACCGAAAUCGCGACAUCAAGCCAAGGCCAACAAGAAAAGUUUUCAUCAGUAGAAGAACUUAUUUCAAAUACUUUUCAGAUUGACAAAACGGUCAUGCUACUAAACAAAGGAGCUGCUCUAUUAGCUUCUAACCCUCAGAAAAUGGGAGAAUACAUAAAUUUCAUGCAAACUUCAUUUGCUGGGCUGCUAUUAGAAGGUGCAAGGCUUCUUAUUGAUGCAAAGGUAAAACCAACAUAGCAAAUCGAAAAAUUAAAAAAUUUUUUUGUUGUAAAAAUAAGAGAAACCAAAGCUAAAUUGCUAAGUUCUGAACAUUCUAGGGACAGUUUAGAGGUCGCUUUAAAUGCACAACUGGAUAUCAAAGGAAGCUUAGUUAAAAGGCUUCAUGAUCUUGAUAUGAAUUAUACAAAAAAAGUCAGCGAUUUAGCGUUCUUAAAGCAAACUCUAAAACAACUAGAAGUAGAAAAAUUGCAACUCAAAAAGAAUUUGGAGCUUUCAAGUAAGGAAUUUGAAGAAAACAGGCAUAUUUUGGCGAAUGAAAUUUUUAAGCUGAGGGAAAAAUUAGAUGUGGCAACUGCACAGAAGAAAGAGUUGAUAGAAGCUUUUGAAGACUUCGGUAAGAUGUUUUAUUCAUUAGGGUUAGAAUAA